UGACAAGAACAUAUCGGACAAUUUAGUUAAAAUUAAUAGAAUUUUUUGAUCAGUUUAGUUAUCGAACAAAAAAAAUUAAUUUUCCAUUGAUCGGAUAUGUCCGGCAGUCCUGGGACUUAAAACCGGCUUCGUCUGAGCGGUGGUGGCGCUGCCAGUGGCCAACGUACCCCUCGCUCUUUCUCAUCACAGUUCGGGUUCAACUCUUGCAUCGUUCAGACACCCUCGCCGGGGCCACCCCUUUCACAAUACACGACACGACGAGUUCUGAUUGUGUCCCACAUUAGGCAAAGGUUCAAAAAAUGAUGCUGAAUCGCCAACGUUGACUAGCCGGAAGAAGAAGAUGGAGAUUUGGCUGCGGUUGCUUGCCUUCUCCUCGUUCCUGCUUCUUGCCGGAAGAGCCGUGGAUCCAAGUUGCGAAUGUCUCGUGUUUUCGAGCACCUUUGGCAAGGACCAGGGGAAGUUCAGCAGUCCCGAUUUCCCGAAGCCGUAUCCGAACGAUAUCAACUGCAUUCUGUACACGUUCAUCGCCGGCUCACAUGAAAUCAUCGAGCUGACCUUUACGGAUUUCAGCGUGGGAACUGCUGGAAAAGAGUAAAACCUUUAAUGAAAUAACUAAG
Molecule: messenger RNA, 617 nt
Organism: Cimex lectularius (bed bug)
Lineage: Eukaryota; Metazoa; Arthropoda; Insecta; Hemiptera; Cimicidae
Product: cubilin-like
Exons: 7
Coding region: 341-595 (84 amino acids)
Cellular component (GO): plasma membrane
Source: RefSeq, a predicted model, not a curated record